AUGGCCGCCAAAGUUCCCACAGAAGAGCUCAACAAGCUCAGCGUGGCUGACGCCGACGGCGCCGCGAAUGGCAAGCCGGAUGCAAAGGCUGCUGCCAAUGGCAACCUAGCUGAAAACUCGGAUGCAGAAUCUGACGACGACGCCGAGGAUAAUGCCCCUGCCGCCGACGGAGAGGGAGCCGCCAAGAAGAAGAAGAAGAAGAGAAAGCCUAAGAAGAAGAAGAAGGCUCCCACCUCUCAAACCGACCCGCCCAGCGUGCUCAUGUCGCAGCUCUUCCCCAACAACACCUAUCCCAAAGGUGAAGAGGUCGAGUACGUCAACGAGAACCGAUACAGAACCACCAACGAGGAGAAGCGCCACCUCGACAACUUGAACUCGGACUUUCUCGCCGACUACCGACACGCCGCCGAGACCCACCGACAGGUCCGUCAGUGGGCACAGAAGAACAUCAAGCCCGGCCAGACCCUGACCGAGAUCGCCAACGGCAUCGAGGACAGCGUCCGUCGCCUGGUCGGACACGAUGGUCUCACCGAGGGUGAUGCCAUUGUCGCCGGUAUGGGUUUCCCAACCGGCCUGAACUUGGACCACAUUGCCGCGCACUACAGUCCUAACUUUGGAAACAAGACUGUUCUGCAACAGAGCAACGUGAUGAAGGUCGACAUUGGUGUCCACGUCAAUGGAAAGAUUGUUGACAGCGCCUUUACCAUUGCAUUCGACCCCAUGUACGACAACCUGUUGGCCGCCGUAAAGGAUGCCACCAACACCGGUGUCAAGGAAGCUGGUAUCGAUGUCCGCCUCGGAGAGCUUGGUGGAUACAUCCAGGAGACCAUGGAGAGCUACGAGUGCGAAAUCAAUGGCACUACGUACCCUAUCAAGUCCAUCAGGAACCUGAGCGGACACACCAUUCUGCCCUACAGCAUCCACGGCACCAAGAGCGUGCCGAUUGUCAAGUCAAACGACACGACCAAGAUGGAGGAGGGCGAUGUGUUUGCCAUUGAGACCUUCGGAAGUACCGGAACUGGAAAGGUUUGGGAUGAGGGAGAAGUCUCUCACUAUGCCUUGAAUCCAGAUGCCUCCACUGCCGGCCUGCGCGUUGCUUCUGCUAAGCCGCUCCUCAAUGUCAUCAAGAAGAACUUUGGUACUCUACCCUGGUGCCGAAGAUACUUGGACAGAAUCGGACAGGAGAAAUACCUGCUCGGCCUGAGCCACCUCGUCAAGACCGGCGUUGUCGAGGACUACCCGCCUCUUGUCGAUAAGAAGGGCUCUUACACUGCCCAAUUUGAGCACACUAUCUUGCUCCGACCGAACGUCAAGGAAGUCAUCAGCCGAGGCGAUGACUACUAG
Pestalotiopsis fici W106-1 is the source of this 1344-nucleotide messenger RNA. RefSeq names its product Methionine aminopeptidase 2. The transcript has 4 exons. NCBI's taxonomy places the organism in Eukaryota, Fungi, Ascomycota, Sordariomycetes, Amphisphaeriales, Sporocadaceae. Bases 1 to 1344 code for a protein of 447 amino acids. The record is from RefSeq and is a predicted model, not a curated record. Gene Ontology annotation, biological process: proteolysis. Gene Ontology annotation, molecular function: metalloaminopeptidase activity.